Molecule: messenger RNA, 2268 nt
Organism: Capronia coronata CBS 617.96
Lineage: Eukaryota; Fungi; Ascomycota; Eurotiomycetes; Chaetothyriales; Herpotrichiellaceae
Exons: 2
Coding region: 1-2268 (755 amino acids)
Source: RefSeq, a predicted model, not a curated record
AUGCACCUGUUGACCGAGACCGCAAUCAGCGACAGCCGAGAAUUCGAGAUUCUAUCUUUUGAGGAGGUGGAACAUCUGAAAAGGGAAAGGCAGUAUCUCAGGAACAGGGUCGACACGACGAGGAGGAAGUUGGCUUUGGAAAGCAAGUUACGGGAUGCGGCCCAGUCUCUGAAUCGAUUAUACUCAACCCGCGACAAGGCCAUUGCGGCAGGUAAUUCACCCAAAAGGUCGCGGCGGAGUCUUCUUGGAAGUAAACCCAAUUCAGGGGAAGAUGUCAUGACUCGUGCCGAUGAUGAGUAUGCGGCCAGUGAUCGCAAGGUCCACGAAUUCACACAAGAGCUGUCGGAGCUGGAACGGAGGCUGGAAUCUACGGAGAAGCGUCUCUUGGAGCAUACUGCCGGCGUGCUUCAGAUGACACACAAGGGCUUGAAGAAGAAUCUCCGACGAACUGAGUUGCCCCGAAGCCCCGAAAGCAUGACCAGUCAGGCGAAUCAUCGCAACUCGGGGAUGGACGGGAUCGAUGAUUUUGACGAACGAAGCCUGUACCAAGUACCGGACUACGUGACGAAGUUUGGACAGAUCCCACCGCCACUCAACACGAGCAGGGCUCGCAACAGCGAUCCGAGAGCUGUCGACAAUAUUGCAAGCCGACUGCAGGAAAUCAACAAUCGACUCCAUUCCAUGAUUGUCGAAGCCGGCUCUCACGAGCACUUCGAUCCACCGCCUCAACCAACUGACGAGCACAUGACCGGACCGGUUGACGCCCAGAUCCAAGCCUAUCUGGGCUAUCUGUCACAAGGCCUCCAUGUCAUGGAGGCUGCCCAGGCUCGCGGACACGCCGAGGCACAGAAAACCAUCUUUGACUCGGAGGAUCAGCUCGAGGAUGUCAAUAACAGACUGCACGACAUGCUGGAGAGGACAGACCCGACCGGCCACAGCCCUCAGUUGCAACAUGAUGAACCUAGGGGGAAGGACCUGCAAUCUCAGCUAGCAUUUUCUACCGUUGUGCUGGACCGCCUGAACCAGCGCAUCGAAACUCUUGUUGAACAAAAGGACAUUCUCACUCGGCAGAUCCAGCAGCAGCGGGAUCUUAAUACAAAGACGGACGCCCAGCGUGACGCCAAAAUCCGAGAGCUGACCGACCAGUUGGAAGAAGCCCAAUGUCUCCAGACCGUGGGCGAGCAACAGGCUCAGCACUCUCGAGAUCAAAUCAAUCUUUUGAUGGAGCAGUUGGACAUGGCCAAACAGAACUCUGCUCUACUGGAGCAGCAGCGAGGCACAAACGAUGCCGAGGCGUUGGAGAUGGAUCGAUCAGCGCGCAAGGAGAUGGAAGAGAAACUGAUGGCCGAGUUGCAGACCAAACAAGAAGAGCUCGGUCAGCUGCGAUCGGAGUUGGGUCAAUUGCGGCUCGAGUCGGAGUCGAAAGCCGAGCGAUUGCUCCAGCAACUUGAAGAGGUGCAAGCGGCAAAAGGCCAGGCGGAUCUGGCGCUUGAAAGCCAUAGAACAGAACUGGCUCAUUUUGAGACCAAGUUUGCAGCGUUACAAGCCGAGCGAGAUCAAGCUUGCACCGAUCUUCGCCAGCAGAUCAACCGCCUAGAGACCGCCAAAGCCGGCGCUGAGGCCGAGCUGUCGAAAGUCCGCGAGGAGAUGAAAGAGUUGGAAUCCGAGGUGGUUCGAGCCCAGACCGAGCUCACGAUGGUCAAGGCGGAACUCGACGGUGCCUAUGGGACACGUGCUCAAAGGGCCGCAGAUGUGUCCAUGAACCCGCAAAUCCAAAGAGUGAUCGAUGAGCUGAAUGCACGCAACAAAGACCUCGAAAACCAGCUCGAUUUCCUUCAGACACAACACGAAACCAAAGGCGUCGGCAGCGCGGAGUUACAGAACAGGGUGAAUGCACUGCAAAAGGAGUUGAAAGAAACCAUUGAAGACUACGAACUAAUGACCAAGCAAAGUAUUGACGACGAAAAAGAACGGGACCGGCUGGAGGAAUCGGUCGAUGCUCUUCAACAACGAUGUGAAAUCCUGGAGUCCCAAUUGAAUGAAGAGAAGGUUAAAUGGCUCGGCGUCAAAGUUGGUUCACCCAAUGAAACGACGUCCACGAUGGUCCUGAAGAACGAAUUCAAGAAGAUGAUGCGGGAGACAAGAGCAGAGAACCUCCGGACGAUCAAGGCUGAACAAGAAGAGCGACGACGUCUUGAAGGCAUCGUCAAGAACUUGAAAAAGGACCGGCAGCAGACUCGGUCGUCGAAAGAUGUUUCUGAAUCUUGA